This is a messenger RNA of Cryptomeria japonica (Japanese cedar), 810 nucleotides long. RefSeq lists its product as uncharacterized. The transcript has 3 exons. Bases 171 to 428 code for a protein of 85 amino acids. The record is from RefSeq and is a predicted model, not a curated record. Lineage: Eukaryota; Viridiplantae; Streptophyta; Pinopsida; Cupressales; Cupressaceae.
UGUAUUUUUUAGUAAAAGUUUUAACGCGCUCAAUUGUAUUUUUAACUAAAGUUUUAACGCCCUUCUGUGUUUUUUAAAGAGACAAUUCAUACCAGUCAUUCACUUCUCAGGCGUGGUUUGCAAAUUCCUAUCAACAAUCAGGAGGCUACUUUAACCAGCUGUUGGCAAGAAUGGGUGGAGGCCAUGGUGCACUUCCUGAGGGCAAAUACCCCGGGUACCCAACCAAUGUGUGGACUAUGACUGGAGGGUGGUUUUGUAGACCUAAGCACUGGAGGCGUAACACUGCAAUUGCAAUGGCUGGAAUCUUCCUUGUCUGUAUUCCCAUUGCAAUGAAGUCAGCAGAGCUGGAGCAACGUCCACACUAUCCAGUUCGUCCAAUUCCAUCUCAGCUGUGGUGCAAAAACUUUCCAGAACCAGAUUCAAAAUAGAUAUAUGUUAAGUUGCAGCACUUAUAAAUGGAACAUGCUUUUCAUAGAUUUGGAGCAUGAGUCGGGUAUUUUUCAAAACAAUGAUUUUCUUCAAUCUAUAAGAAUUUCCCACGUUUGCUAAUAAGCUACUUUGCUUGUUUUCUAUGUUUAAGCAGCUGACUUGUAAUUAUUAAUUUUUUCACUUGGACUGGCCGAAAAGACUGCAAUGUGAGAGCCUGUUGAAUAAUUAUUGAAAUGUCAUAAUUUCCUUUAGACAUGUAGUAAGUAUUCAAGGAUGGAAGAUCUUAUUUGAAAACAUAUAUAUUAGUCCACAAACUGUUAACUGAGGGAAGAUACGUAAAUUCCAACAUCUUGGGGGAUAUUCUCAUUUUUUCCUUGUUAA